Molecule: messenger RNA, 239 nt
Organism: Acaulospora morrowiae
Lineage: Eukaryota; Fungi; Glomeromycota; Glomeromycetes; Diversisporales; Acaulosporaceae
Source: the annotation of a GenBank genome assembly
AACAAUCCACCACCUCGAAUGCCGAAUUCAUUCACAUAGCAGAAAACCAGGAACAGCUACUUCGGUUUUAUGGUAAGAUCAAUGGAUACCCUGCAUGGAUCCUGUUGGAUUCUGGUGCCUCCAAAAAUUUUGUAGAUAAGAAGUUCGCUGACAAAAAUCAAUUGCUGAAGAAACCUACCUCACCGUUUUCCGUGGAACUUGCCGAUGGACGAAGGAAAGAAGUUACCACCAAAGUGGAA